AUGGCUAAAUUACCAAAAAUUGAUAUUGUAAAUGCUACUAAAACACAUAGUGCUAGUCUAUUCUUAUUUCAUGGUUCAGGAGCUACUGGAAGCAAUUUUAAAGAAUGGAUUGAUAUUCUAAAUAGGAAGGAAUUAAAAUUUCCACACAUAAAAAUUAUUUAUCCUACUGCACCUCUUCAAUCUUAUACACCUAAUAAUAGGAUGUCUAGCCAUGUAUGGUUUGAUCGUACAGGUAUAUUUAUUGAGGCACCAGAGGACACAGAAUCAAUAAAUUCAAUUUGCACAACUAUUACAGAAUUUAUUGAUAAUGAAAUUUCAAAUGGGAUUUCAUGUGAUAGAAUCGUUGUUGCUGGCUUUUCAAUGGGUGGAGCCUUAUCAAUGUAUUUAUCAUAUAAAUACAAAUUAUCUUUAGCUGGAUGUUGCGCUAUGUCCAGUUUUCUUAAUAAAAAUUCAUUAGUAUAUCAACAUUUGAAAAAACAUAAACAAGUACGUAUGCCACCUCUUCUGCAGUUUCAUGGUGUUGCAGAUAAUUUAAUUCCGAUACAAUGGGGUGAAGAAUCUUAUAAUAAUUUAAAGGAGCUUGGUGUAAAUGCACAAUUUGUACCAUUAGAUAAUGUAGAUCAUGAAUUAAGUAAAACUGGGAUAUUAUCCUUCAAAGAAUGGCUUACAAACAUUUUACCAGAGAAAUAA
Messenger RNA from Eufriesea mexicana, 690 nucleotides. RefSeq names its product lysophospholipase-like protein 1. Bases 1 to 690 code for a protein of 229 amino acids. Gene Ontology annotation, biological process: protein depalmitoylation. The record is from RefSeq and is a predicted model, not a curated record. Gene Ontology annotation, cellular component: cytoplasm. The transcript has 4 exons. NCBI's taxonomy places the organism in Eukaryota, Metazoa, Arthropoda, Insecta, Hymenoptera, Apidae. Gene Ontology annotation, molecular function: palmitoyl-(protein) hydrolase activity; carboxylic ester hydrolase activity.